UAUUUUUUUCCUCCUCCAGUCUCCCACAGUCAAAUCACUCGCCUGUACAGUCGCUUCACCAGCCUGGACAAAGGAGAAAAUGGCACUCUUAGCCGUGAAGACUUCCAGCGGAUUCCAGAGCUUGCCAUCAAUCCACUGGGAGACAGGAUUAUCAAUGCCUUUUUUUCAGAGGGAGAGGACCAAGUGAAUUUCCGUGGAUUCAUGAGGACUCUGGCCCACUUCCGACCCAUAGAAGACAAUGAAAAGAGCAAAGACCAGAAUGGACCGGAACCACUGACCAGCCGAAGUAACAAGCUCCACUUUGCUUUUAGAUUAUAUGAUCUAGACAAAGAUGACAAGAUUUCCAGGGAUGAGCUGCUUCAGGUGUUACGGAUGAUGGUUGGUGUAAACAUUUCUGAUGAGCAGCUGGGCAGUAUUGCUGACAGAACCAUCCAGGAAGCUGAUCAAGAUGGGGACAGUGCCAUCUCCUUUGCAGAGUUCGUAAAGGUUUUGGAGAAGGUGGAUGUAGAACAGAAAAUGAGUAUUCGAUUUCUUCACUGAUGGAUGGAGAACCUGUUCCUUUCUACCCUUGUAUGUAUAGGGAAUAGAACUUAAUUUUCUCCCUACCACCUUUCCCCAGACCAUUGCUACUGGUGCAUGUGAAAUACAUCUCCAAACCCUCCCUGGUUUGUUCUACUGAUGUGAAUAUUCUCCAUGCAUCAGGAACAAAGGGAAAUAGCUGCAGUGCAACUUGGAAAGGAACGUUU
Messenger RNA from Tinamus guttatus (white-throated tinamou), 746 nucleotides. The record is from RefSeq and is a predicted model, not a curated record. NCBI's taxonomy places the organism in Eukaryota, Metazoa, Chordata, Aves, Tinamiformes, Tinamidae.